AUGAGUGAAGGUUGUACAAGUGCGCUUAUUUUUUUGUUGUGCAAGUAUAAUGGUUACACAUUUGCAAUUAAGAUUGAUCAAAAUGUUACAGAUGAUCAGUUGGUUGAGAAGCUAUGUUUGAAAUGGGAUAAUUUGCAAUCUGAUAAUAUUUGUCUAUCUUACUCAUUGCCUGGACAUCCUAAUUGUACGUUAGACAACAAUGAGGAGUUAGAUUUGUUGUUGGCAUUAGUUGUGCAUUUUGAUUCAAAGUGUAUUGAUGUUGUUGUGCGAGUAAAAGACUCAACCAUUGAUUGUGGUUAUCUCAACAACAGAUUGGAUUAUGGAGAAAGAGAGUCAAUGUUGGAUCUUGAAGUUUGUGAUAUUGCAUUGUCUCAUGAUAACAGUAAGUCUGUGAACUUGUCAAACAGAGCAUCUACAUCUUCCAAAAGGAAUUCGAGGUUGGAGGUUGAAGAAAAGGUUGAUACGUUAUCAUCAUUUUGUCGACACAAGGGAAAAUUUUCUAUUGAGUGUGGAUUUGAGUUCAUAUUUGUUAAGAAUGAUAAAGUUCGUGUUACUGCACAAUGUUUGUUUAAAGAGACAAAAAGUUAUAUGUGGAAUGUUCAUGGUAGAGUGGAGAAUGCUAAUGAGUUCUUUUAUAUAAGGAAGUUGAACAAUGUCCACACAUGUGGUGCUGAAGUACGCACGAUGACUCAUUCUCGUAUGAGUUCUGAUUUAGUUGCUGAUUUGAUUGUUGAAGGUGUUCGUGAUAAUCCAUUGACACGUCCAGUUCAUGUUGUUCGGGAUUUUAAGUUGGGGUAUGGGCUAAGAUUAAGAUGGUAUGUGGAUGUUGCCAAGAGUUGCAAUCCAGGGAGUUACAUUGAGUUUGAGUAUGACGAUGAUACUAAACGGUUUAACAGAUUAUUUGUUUCUUUUCAUGGUUCCAUUAGUGGAUUUGAUUAUUAUCGACCUCUCUUAUUCCUUGAUGGCACAUUUUUGAAGGGAAGAUUUAGAGGAAAUUUACUUGCUGCUACAGGAAAAGAUGGAAAUCAAGGGUUCUUUCCUGUUUGUUUUGCAGUUGUUGGCUCAGAGAAUCAAGAUAAUUGGCGCUGGUUUUUGGAGCAUUUGAGUAGAAUUGUUUCACCAGAACGAACUAUUACAUUUGUGUCAGAUCGUAACCUUGGAUUAGUUGAAGUGUUGCAAAAGGUUUUCCUAAUGGCUUUCCAUGCUUAUUGUUUAUAUCAUUUGAAGAUGAACUUGAGGCAUCAUUUGCGUGGUGGGUCAAGAGUUGAAAAGUUUUUAGAUGACAUAUCAUAUGAUCGUUGGAGUAAUGCAUACUUUCGAGGGCAACGCUUUGGAGAGAUGUGGUCAAAUGUAGCUGAAUCUUUCAAUUUGUGGAUACGAGAGGAAUGCCACUUGUCUAUCACAAAGUUGAUUGAUAGUGUAAGAAUUAAGUUGAUGAGGAAAAUUGCUAAGAGGAGGGAACUUGUUAAUAAAUGGAAUGGUUUGAUUAGCCCUAAAAUGGAGUCCAAGUUGCAUGAUGGUUUUAAUACUUCGAGGCCAUGGAUUGUUAGUUCAUUUGGAAAUGAUGUUUAUGAGGUGCAUUCACAUCCAUCUGUUUCAGUUGACAUUAGUAGACGAAUAUGUUCUUGUGGCGAAUAUCGAGAGUCCUAUUCUUUUCCUAUAUAUCCUGUUCCUUCAAUUUGGAAACCAGAUUGUAAUGUUGAUGGUGAUAAUGAAGUUGUUCUUCUUCCUUUGUCUAAGAAGCAACCAAAAAGGCCAAAUAAGAAGAGGAUUCGUUCAAAUGGUGAGAAAGUGAGGCAAAUUACUUGUAGUAGAUGUGGGAAGGUUGGCAAUCACAAUAAGAAAUCGUGUAAGGAGGCUUUGUGA
Molecule: messenger RNA, 1866 nt
Organism: Camellia sinensis
Lineage: Eukaryota; Viridiplantae; Streptophyta; Magnoliopsida; Ericales; Theaceae
Source: RefSeq, a predicted model, not a curated record